AUGUUCAGGGCUGGGACCACCCCGGAAACCUGCACCACCAGUCAUCUUACGGCGUACGAGACCACCGGGUCCGGGCCCAACAUCUGGCUAUCCACCAGCCCCCUCGACGACUUCGAAGCCCCCAAGAUCCGACCUCUGAACGCCAGCAGCGGAGAGCAGUGGGAAUUCGACGGGGUCUCCGACGAUGGCAUGAACGCCUUCAUCUUCGGCCUCUACCGGGACCCGGGACUCUCCCUGAUGGGGACCGGCAACCUGCGGAUUUCCGCCGAGUUGGCCUACGCCAACGGGACGCGCUGGGGCCGGGUGGACUAUGCCAGCGACUCGAUCGUGGAGUCGUGCCCGCAUGGCACGAAAGGCGUCUGGCAGGGCGAGGGGUUCCGGUACGCCUUUGAGAUCGCCAAGGACAUGAGUCGCGUCAAGUUGGAGGUCGACACUCCGGAUCUGAAGGGCACCAUCUACCUGCAGUCGAAGACGCUGCCGCGCUACGCGGACGCCGCCACCUGGCCGGCGGAGAAUGCCUCCACCGCGAUCGCGCCGCAUUUCCACUGGGUGGAACCGAUCCCCGUGGGCGAUGUCCGCGUGGAACUGGUGGCCAAGGACCAGCCGUUUGUCUGGCAGGGCCUCGGCGGCCACAACCGGCUGUGGUCGCCGUUCAACUGGUUCACCUGCCUCAAGGCCAUGAAUGCGGUGCGCAUGACGGCGGGGCCCUACUCGCUCUCGUACAUGCGGUUCACCUCGCGCAUCGCCGGAGGAAAGGACUUUACCUCGGUUUUACUCAUGCACGGCUCCGAGAAGAUCCUUGCCACCACCGUCGGCGAAGCGUCGGAGGUGGACGACUACGUUUUGAUGAAUAAGAUGUACGAUGGGGCUGUCACGGGGACCUUGCGCGACAAGGUGACGGGCUAUGAGCUCGAGCUGGUGUCGCCCCGGCGCAACAAGCAUUGGACCUUCAUCAUCGAGCAUCAGAAUAUUGCCUUCGAGUAUUUGGUCGGAAAGGGGCGUGGAGGGAGCGGGUUCUCGAGUCGUUCGAGUGGAGGACCGGUGGGGCUGGAGCAGUUUCGAGGAGUGGCGUUGACUGAGGCUCUCAACUUUCCUGAUAGUUCUCCUCUCUUCAAGAAUCAGUACGUGUAA
Messenger RNA from Aspergillus saccharolyticus JOP 1030-1, 1131 nucleotides. RefSeq lists its product as uncharacterized. The record is from RefSeq and is a predicted model, not a curated record. The transcript is spliced from 2 exons. Lineage: Eukaryota; Fungi; Ascomycota; Eurotiomycetes; Eurotiales; Aspergillaceae. Bases 1 to 1131 code for a protein of 376 amino acids.